AUGGCAGACUCAGACAGCCUCACCGACAGCGCCCGCUCCGUCUCCCGCGGCAGAGACUUUCAAUCUUCUGGAAGAGGCGGCAUUGGCAACAUCCGCCGUACCUCGCAAGAGCCAGGCUCCCCCGGCUACCCUCUCUCCCCAAAGUCCUCAAUAGGAGACGGUCAUGAACCCGUCACUAUCGUCCGCGGCCGCGAACCUGUUCCCUCGGGUUCCCCUGAUCGAGCUCGUUCAACAGGUCGUGGCGGUGUAGGCAACAUUCGCUCCAGCUCCAUCGCUCGCGCCGUCUCCCGUGCCCCUCGCGACCAGAACCACCCACAAACCACCACCCUCGUCAACGAACGCGCCCAAGCAGAGGCCGAGUAUGAGCGCAGCGUUCUCAAGGCUAGCGAAGAGGCCGCCAGGGCCAAAAAGCAUUCCUCUGGCCGCGGAGGCGCAGGCAACAUCGCGAGAUCAAAGUCAAAGUCCAAGACACGCUCGCAGUCGCGUGACGGUCUCCACCUGCGCUCCCGCUCCCGCUCAAAGGGCCUUCCCGUCCCACUUCACUCAAGCGGCCGUGGUGGCGCGGGCAACAUCCAGCAGGGCUCCCCAGAUGACGCCGAAUACAUCGACGAGCUCGACAAUGAGGAAAGCGACCGCGCGCGUCUCUCGCACGUCGAAGGCAUACACUCGACAGGCCGUGGCGGUUCCGCCAACAUCACCGCCCUCCAGCAUGGCCCACCAACGCCUCCCGAGCAUUCACACCUUCAUUCCACCUCCUUCUCCCUCCUCCCCAACGACGACGCCGAAUCAGCCACAGCCGUGCACCAGCACGCAGAAUCCACCGGCCGUGGUGGCUCGGGCAACAUCUUCCAGUCGCGCUCACGGUCCCGCUCUGCCUCAAAGGAACGCGAGCAGGCCGCGCAUGGGCUCAACAAGCUCUGGCAGCGCGUGUCUCGCUCGCGCGGCCGUGCCCCGCGUAAGUCGGAAACCUCCAGCGGCUCACUCAGCCCAACGACGAAUGGUGUCGACGCAGACCUGCGCGCGAUGCGGCUUUCAGAGGACUCGCGCGAGCACGAGGCCGAGCAUGCCGCGAACGGUGGCGCACCGGCCGACGGUCCCGCGCCCGGUACGGAGGAAUGA
Laetiporus sulphureus 93-53 is the source of this 1119-nucleotide messenger RNA. RefSeq lists its product as uncharacterized. NCBI's taxonomy places the organism in Eukaryota, Fungi, Basidiomycota, Agaricomycetes, Polyporales, Laetiporaceae. The record is from RefSeq and is a predicted model, not a curated record. The coding region runs from base 1 to 1119 and encodes 372 amino acids. The transcript is spliced from 5 exons.